Molecule: messenger RNA, 1057 nt
Organism: Batrachochytrium dendrobatidis JAM81
Lineage: Eukaryota; Fungi; Chytridiomycota; Chytridiomycetes; Rhizophydiales
Exons: 6
Coding region: 41-967 (308 amino acids)
Biological process (GO): positive regulation of mRNA splicing, via spliceosome
Cellular component (GO): nucleolus; U12-type spliceosomal complex; U2 snRNP
Molecular function (GO): RNA binding
Source: RefSeq, a predicted model, not a curated record
AUUUUACGUGAAUACAGCAGUAAGUUGUAAUACAGGGAAUAUGAAUAGGCAAGAGGAUCGCAAUAAGGAAGCUUCUGUAUAUGUCGGAAAUAUUGAAGACAGAGCAACAGACUCUUUAAUAUGGGAGUUGUUUUUGCAGGCAGGUCCUGUCGUCAAUGUUUAUCUUCCCAAAGAUAGAGUUACUCAGAUGCAUCAGGGAUACGGAUUUGUAGAGUUUAUGACUGAACAGGACGCAGAGUAUGCUUCAAAGGUCAUGAAUAUGGUUCGACUGUAUGGUAAACCUUUGCGAGUGAACAAGGCAACGUCAGAUAAGAUGGCAUUGGAUGUUGGUGCAACAUUGUUUAUAAGUAAUCUGGAUAUGACAGUAGACGAAAAGGCACUCUACGACACAUUCUCAGCAUUUGGAAUGAUUGCAUCCACACCAAAGAUCUCGCGAAACCCAGAAACAGGAGAGUCGAAAGGAUAUGGAUUUGUUUCAUUUUCCACAUUUGAAGCAUCCGAUGCUGCGAUUGAAGCAAUGAAUGGACAGUUUUUGGCGAAUAGAGCUAUUGCUGUUUCGUAUGCUCUCAAAAAAGAUGGCAAAGGGGAGCGACACGGAUCUGCAGCAGAGCGGUUGCUGGCAGCACAGUCUGGAAAGACUACCGCGCUGGUUCCGAACCAAAACUUUGCAGACAUUCCUUCAGUUCCAUCUGCUGGAGCAAGAUAUUCUGAUAUGCCAGCAGCAGGAUUCGGCUAUCCAACACAUGGCACCAAGUCUGGACCACCACCAGGAUUUAACCCUACUCCUGGAUAUCCUGGUUUCAAUCCAUCACCUUCAGGUUACAACGGUCCUCCUGGAUUCAACCCUAAUAUGGCUCCUGGAUUCAUCCCACCUACAAUGGGUGUGCCUCCAGGAUCAUAUCCACCACCUGGGUUUACAAUGCAGUCAACACCACAGAUGCCCUGGAAUGCCAAUGCUGGGCGAUAACUUAGUCCACGCGACUCCGCCGUAUUCACGUAAAAUGACACUUUUGUAUUGAUCUUGGACUGAUUGUCUUGGAAUAAACGAUGGUUAACU